Molecule: messenger RNA, 435 nt
Organism: Trypanosoma cruzi
Lineage: Eukaryota; Euglenozoa; Kinetoplastea; Trypanosomatida; Trypanosomatidae
Exons: 1
Coding region: 1-435 (144 amino acids)
Source: RefSeq, a predicted model, not a curated record
AUGGUGCUUAUGUCAACCUACCGUAACAGCAGGUUUGUUUCAAAGGACUUCCUGCACGGCCCUGUUAUGCGUUUUCGCGCUCUUGGGGAGUACUACUUUCAACGUGCGUGGAACGGCACGCUGAACUGGACCCUUCCUGGGGAGUACCGGUUGUAUGCCGUGAUGAUCCCUUUUAUUUACUUUUACCACCGCUGGCAUCAGGAGCACAAACUUGACAUUGACCACGUGGAGAAGGCAAUGAUCAUGCGGUGGGGUGGCACACUGGAGGAGGUGCGUAAACUAUCGGCGAAGGACCAGCUGCGGGUGCGCUGCUUUACUGACAUAGAGAAACUCUACUCGGCGUAUGGUCCGAAGGACGUCAAUGUGCAGCCGGAGGGCGACAGUCUGCCCGGAAAAGAUUUGUACAAGAAGGCCGGUGAAGGACAUCACCACUGA